This is a messenger RNA of Sinocyclocheilus grahami, 1053 nucleotides long. Its product is annotated as SPRY domain-containing SOCS box protein 2. The transcript has 2 exons. Gene Ontology annotation, molecular function: protein binding. The record is from RefSeq and is a predicted model, not a curated record. Lineage: Eukaryota; Metazoa; Chordata; Actinopteri; Cypriniformes; Cyprinidae. Gene Ontology annotation, cellular component: SCF ubiquitin ligase complex. Gene Ontology annotation, biological process: proteasome-mediated ubiquitin-dependent protein catabolic process. The coding region runs from base 286 to 1053 and encodes 255 amino acids.
ACUGGUUUAGUGCUCCAGGAUCACAGAUAGUAUUCGAUAUACACGAAAUGAUGGUAACAUGGUGAAUGUAAGUAAGCACCCCCGAUAUGAUGUCUGUUAUAUCAUAUAUAUAUAUAUCGCCAUGGUACCUCCUGCGUGAAAUACGUCAUCGGGGACGCACAGACGUCACUCUCGGCGCUGGCCCUGACCUGACGCCCGGCGCUGACGUCAGAUGAGUGACGCUUAAAUGCGGGAUGCACGCGAGAGCCCGGAGUCAGCGCGCGCACUCACGAGGAGACGCUCUUGAUGCUCUGGUGUAAGUUUCGAGAGCAGGAAGUUGAUGUUAUCCUGCGAUCUGAUUGGAUGGGGCUCACACUGUGCUGCUUGCUGAAGGACGGCGGUCCUAAACAACACCAUAAAUCCCGAUCAGCAUUCUGUCCGUUUUCUGUAGCCCCGCCCAUCCGCCUGGCGGUGCUUUUAGACACGCCCCCCGUCGCCCCUGGAAACCCGCGGUCGCAGUGGAGCCCCACCUACCUGUCGCCUAAUCUGAAGGUGUGCCCGUCGGGUGGGCGUGUCUCUCGCGCCCGUGUGGAGCAGAGCAGUGAUGCGGUCCGUGGCGCGGUCGGCACGGCGAUGGGGCUCCAUAUAUGGGAGGUGCUGUGGGAGGGGCAACAGAGAGGAAGCCACGCCCUACUGGGUGUGUCCACACACAAAUGCACCCUUCAGGCCUCGGGCUACACGGCGUUAAUAGGCGGAGACUCGUGUUCCUGGGGCUGGGAUCUCUCGACCAAUCAGCUUUGGCAUGAUGGGAGAGCGGGGAGGCGGUACCCUGGGGGCGGAGCCAGGGGUGUCUUAAGUGUUCCAGAUCGUGUGUUAGUGGUGGUGGACGCAGACGCGGGGACGCUGGGAUACGCGGUGGACGACUGCUAUCUGGGCGUGGCCUUCCAGGACCUCCCCAAAGGGGCGGAGCUUUUCCCUGCGGUCAGCUGCGUUUGGGGAGGAGCUCAAAUCUGCAUACGCUACCUGUGUGGCACGACACGUGAGUGUGACAUCAUCACAUGUCCGACACCAUGA